AUGAAAUCAUCAAGCCAGGACACAUUGUCGAAUUUAAAACACCUGGCGACAACUCAGGCAAACAUCGAAGGACUAUCAGCAGACCUAUGUGCGCUAUCAAAGACACUAAAUAAGAUAAACGACGGAAUGUAUUUAGAUAUCUACCAGCUUAAAACACUGUUAGCGGAUGUCAUGUACAAUCCGGAACACGGAUUCGAAAAAAUAAGAUGUGAGAUCAGUCAAAUCGUGCAAUCAGGAAGUGCAAUGCAGAUCUUAAGAUCCGUGCAAAUCCCGGAGAGUCACCUGAAACCCGGGAAACACAGGAGAAGAGCAACGAAGGACAACAUCACGCCUGCCGGUGUAGUACGACAACCUCCAUUAAAUUCAUCGAAGCACUUGUGUCAAUAUGCUUGUAAAAUGACCAAAGAUAUUUAUUCGCAACUUUAUGUUGACUAUAGUAGAGUUAAAAGUUUGUAG
Messenger RNA from Helobdella robusta, 456 nucleotides. RefSeq lists its product as hypothetical. NCBI's taxonomy places the organism in Eukaryota, Metazoa, Annelida, Clitellata, Rhynchobdellida, Glossiphoniidae. The transcript has 3 exons. The record is from RefSeq and is a predicted model, not a curated record. Bases 1 to 456 code for a protein of 151 amino acids.